CAAUGAAACGCUUAUUUACAUUUUAAUCAAUUCUACCCGGCGGAGCGUUAUCUGCGUAGUUUAAUAUAUUUGCAAAAUAUGAAGUGAUCAUGGUUGAGCAUUUACAGUACAAAAGAAGAUGUAUCAUCGUCACGGUGUUAGUUUGUGCAACAGUAGGGGAGCUUGUUGUUCUUAUGUCAUUGGUCAUAUACUGGAGAGUAGUGAGGUAUGAACGGAUGGCUCCCCAACAGCAAGAGAUGUGUCUUCCACAAAACAAAUUUCAUUCUAAAGGUUGUACGGAUGGACUGAAGGAGGAUUUCAAGGAAGCCAAAAAUGUCACCAUGUGCUGCGGAAAUUCUAGCUAUGUUCUUGACAAACUUGUAUCAAAGGUCGCUUCUGACAGAUAUAACAGCAAUACAAACCCAGAAACUUCUGAGCUUAAUUUGACGGAUUACAACUGUAUUGAAACUAAAGAGAAGAAACCAGUCGCGAAACUUGUAGGACUGGCUACAGACAGAAAACAUGUUCAAGUUGGCACAAACUUCAAAUUAAGCUGGAAUUCACUUUCACCGUCAUACGCAGUGAAAGGACUAACUCAUCUACCAGAUGAUGGUACUAUUUAUGUUGAACAGACAGGUUUUUAUUACGUCUUCUCGCAAAUAAAAAUGAAACUUGACCAAUCAAUGACUAAACCCGACCAUACAAUGAAACAUUAUAUCCAUCUGAUAUCAAACAAAGGAACAGGAACAACACUUUUGGAAAAUGCAAGGCCACAGUGUAAACUUGUAGAAUUAGAAUCUGAGGUUACAAGUGUAAUUGGGGCAGUCUUCAAGUUGGAAACAGGAGAUCGGCUUUAUGUUGCGACAUCACAUCCUGAACAUCUGAUUUCUGAUUAUAAUAACAAUUAUUUCAGCAUACAUAGCGUCUGAAGUCCAACUUUUGGUCAAUUACAGGUCUUAGAGCUAAAAGGGCGUACUUCAAAUAAGAAUCAACACAUUUGUUACAUUUGUACAGAGUAUCUAAGUAUUAUAAAAGGUAUUAUCUGCAAAAAUACAAAUUGCUAUAAUACUUAUUUAAAAUUGGUUAUUACAAGCUCCAUUCACCAAGAUGACAACUUCUUACUUUCGUGUGUUUAAACUGAUUGUUGCAACUCGGAAAUAAGAGUAUGCAUAUAUGCAAAUGUCAAUUUCUUACACCAGUAUAAUUAUGUAAGUUAUAUGUUGCAAUUUGAUGGUAACAAAUUACAUUCACCCAAAUGCAAUUUUUUUCUUCCAUAUAUCAAAUAUUAUCAUUAGUGUAUUACAAACGGAAACUUCUAGGUAUAACAAUUCAUCCAUAAAACACAUUUUUUAUCAAUGAUGCUAAUUUUAGAUCGUUAUUUUGCAUUAUAUAUUAUGCAUGUCAGCCGUCAACCUGCAAGUAGUAGAUAAGAUAAGAUAAGAUAAUAUUUAUUUAACGUCGGUUAUAGAUAAAAGUUACAACAUAAGCUUGAAGCUUGUAUCCGACAUAAACAUAUUAUCCUAUAACAUACAAACAAAACAAACUGUAAAUAAAAGCACCAUUAACACAUAUUAAAAUUAAGUUCUUCAGAUUAAAACCUGUGUAUCAAACCUAAAAAAUUAAUUGAAAGACAUAUAUUACAACAUAGUGAUACAGGUAAGCACAUCAGUUACUUAAGAAAUUCAUUUCUAAAAGAUACUUAUAAACAGUGAAAAAUGAAGACAAUUUUAUACAAAAGCUAAGACCUGUGUAGUAUCUGCUGGUCAUAAAAGGAGUGUAAGACUACAUCUAUAAAAAUUGGACAAAACUUGCGGAAUAAAAAUUUCCAUAAACAGAUUUAGGUAAAGCGAUCAGCAGCUACCAUACAGGGUGGAAAUAAGACAUGAUAGUAUUGUUUAAACAAACAGAAACACAUAUAUCACACAUGCAGAGUAGCUAAAACUAAACUAACUAGGAUAUUUGCUAAAGCAUGCAGCUAAGACAAACUAAAUAUUAAUAAGAUACAAUGCAGCCAAGACAAACUAAACAUAAAUAAGAUACAAUGCAGCCAAGACAAACUAAACAUAAAUAAGAUACAAUGCAGCCAAGACAAACUAAACACUAGAGCUAUUACUAAAGGUGAUGAAUGUACCCCCGCAUGCACUGACACAGUACAUUGCAAUUUGACGCACACAAGAUCGCAUAAUUAUGUGGACUGUAUGUAUAUAGACUGUAUGUAUACAGUAUAGUAAUAAAAAACAAAGUCCCAUAACUAUGCAGAAUAUUUAUCUAAAAGAACGUUAAAUGCACCAUGCACGCUUAGGAUUGGUACUGAUCACUUGUGUGAAGUUUCAUAUAGUAGAUAUAUGGAACAGAUAUAAGUAAAUAACAGUUUGAAAUCGUAGAAGUAAACAAGUUAGAAUGAAAGACAUCGAAUUUAAAAGAGUUUCUCUAAUAUCAUUUUGCGGACUACAAAGAAGAAAGAAACAGAAAUACCGGUUCAUUUUAACUUUUGGAAGGCGAACAGUGAUAUGCUUCAAACUGCGAUGUACUGUUAGGGUCGUGGCGGUGAAGGGUGAUGUUUCAAUAGUGACCGUCGACAUCGUAUCUUCGCGCUUCAUUAUAAUGCUUUCGUGCUUCGUCAUUAUUACGUCACGUUUCUAUAAAGUGCAUCGCGCAUUUGUCCUCCGACAUCGUAAUAGUGCGGUUUGCUAGUUUGCUCCUUGCCAUCGUUCUGUCACCCUCCUGCUGGGCACGCCCAAAAUAUCAAGUAAAAAAGAAGGGAAAUGUUGACUAUUCAGGGCAGGUCAUACAAAUUGUCUUGGUAGUCUUCAAACUGACAUCCUUAUGACUAGGGUUUAUACCAUUACGACAUAUAAGAAGGCCGAAUGUAGAAAAUAUUUGUAUCAAGUCUCAAUGUUUUUGACCCUGAUACCAGUACGUGUACAUAUUUUCGUAUCAUACAUGGUCGUAUAGGUAUAUGCAGCUUAUAUCGUUUGAAACAGUGUGCGAUUAUCAUGAAAAUAUAUUACAAAUUUGACAACGAAAUAGAAAUGACAUAUAGAUACGAAAGAGCGAAAUAAAAGUUUGGACAAUUACAAUUGGUAAUUAUUCAUUUUGAGAAUUGUAAUUUACAUGCUUAACGUGAGCUGAUAAAUAAAUAGUUAGUUCCCAGUUGAGUGAAUGCAAUUUGUACUUGUCUAUUAGAAACACAGAUAGACGUUAGGAGUUGUCAGUUUGGGAAUGAAAUUUGUGACAACACAUUAGAAAUAUACAAUAUAGCAAUUUGUAUUAUAGCGGAAAUCACCCUCUUCAAAUUGUCAUAUCUUUUUGACAGUAUGUUUCCCUUUAUCCCAUUGUCAUAUCGAGAUUUCAUAGAUUUCAUCAGUAAAAUAUUACAUAAAACAUGAAAUGCUGAUUGGUUUUUGUUAAUGUUUAACGACAGAUAAUGAAUUUCCCGAAACGUGAUUUUAAACUAUAUUGAAUUUUGAUUGAAUAGUUGCAAAUGCAUAUAGUUUCAUUUCAAUGUUACAUCGUAAUUUCAGUUUGUGUAAUACAAUGGAAUUAUAUUUGUAAAUGUACAGAUUAUGCCGCCGGAAAGAGUAAUAAUACACAGCGAAAGAGCAAGGGCAUAUUUCUCAACACAAAGCUAAUUAUCUUUUUAUAUUACAUACUGAUGAGCAUGAGUAAAUUGAAAUUAUUGACGUUAAUGGGGUUUUAAUGCGGUGUUUAGGUUAAAAUAAUGUCUACAAUGACUUCGUUUACGAUGUUAAAUGUACAUGUUUGGCAAAACUAGCUGUUUAAGGUUGUAUAUUACCUAGCGGGGCUCAAAAUUUACGUGUACUGAAAAUUUGUGUUUUAAUGUUGUAGUGCUUUAUUUUGUGUCACAUUUGUGACAGGUCUAAUUAUUUUCCGUAUAUCAUAUUUCUUCGAUUCUCAGUUGUGUGAAUUUUUUUUCUCGAACGCUGAAAUGUCUUGUUGUAGAUAUUUUAUUAUGUUUUCCUAUUGUCAUUUCAGUGUUACCUUUAAAUGUAUAUUUGAUACAAGGUUCAUAUUUAGAAAGAUGAACAAUUACUUCAUAUUAUUUAUGUAAACAUGAAAUUAACAAGUUUAUGUGUUCUAACAUAAUUUUGCGUUAGAUUUGAAUAGUAACACUAUAUACAUGUAUACAAUAUAAAUGUGUACUACCACAAUGGCUGUUUUUAACAAUCAGCUGUGACUGCAUGACAUUUAAUUGUGGAAUGUAGCUCUAUAUGCAAACUUAAUUUAUAUAUUAAGUAAAGUUAAAUACAUUUGAUCAGGAUUUUGCACAUUAGAAAUAGAUAUCUGAAAAUAAGAUAUUUUUUGUAAAAGAGUGAAAACAUUUUAAUGUUUGUAUAAAAUCAUUUGCAUUGUAGAUAAACAUUAUAACUUACCCGCUAUUUUGUACAAAAGUUUGAAUGAAAUUUUCAGAUAAAUAUACAGCGAUUCACUUAAAUAUUAUUAGUUUGAUCAUUAUUCUUGCAUUACUUGUAAAUAUUAGAUAACUAAUAAUAUAGUUAUGCGCCCAUUACAUUGAGAAUGUUGAAUCAUUUGACAUUAUGUAAUAAAACUUACGUAAUUUUAACGUGUCUGGUUCUGAAUUCAUACAUGUAUAUGAUGAACUUUGCAUGGUUUUUGCAUGAUGAACUUUAAAUCUGACUUCGUAUCAUUAGAACGGCUUCAUCACUCCCUAUAUGUUUUACAAAGUGUGCUUGUCUGGUAUGACAUUGUAUACCUGAUAUCGAACAUGUGCUUGUUUUGAAGCGAAGAAAGGCUACUGUAGGCAAUCUAACAAAGAAACUUACUUGCAAAUGGGAAUUCCCUCCAUUCAUUUUACAGUGACGCAGUGAACUAAGCUGGUAAUCUGUUUAUUAACAUAAAAUUUAAUCAUGCAUAUUCAAAAGGUGCACCAAUGUGAAAAUGUCGUCCUAUCUAAAUGGAUUGUGUAAUCUGAUACCGGCAUUUAAAAUCUUUUUCAAGCAUCCAAACUUGACAUUUUACAAUCAUCAAUGAGUUGUUUGGUGAUUGAUCCAUCAGACUGAUCUAAAAUGUCGCUAACAAGGUAACGUGAUGGUCCCAUUAUAAAAUAAAAAUAUAGUUCGUCAUGAAAGAAAACAAUACCUGAACAUAUUUUGUGGCAAUAUAACUUUAAAGGUAUUUAACUAUACGUUUAUACAACAUUUGUUAAAUUAACACUUUGAUCGGAAACGAAAGUGUUUAUGAAACUAUGUAGGACAAUGAACAUCCAGUCCAUAAUCAACUAAUGAAUGGGUUAUUUGUAUAUAAUAGGUAAAUAAAUACCGAUAUAUUUUUUCAAAAUUUCAAGGACACGCGAUCUAUUUUGCUUGCCAAUGUUUUUAUCUGGUUUCCAAUUGUUUUUAUUUAUGUCAGAUCUGACAUAAUGCUAAGAGUAUUUUGCCAAUAUCUAAAGUCCAAUUCAGAUAGUUGGCAUUCGUUUAGACAAAUCAAUUGUGAGUGUAAAGAAGAAACAUCUGACAAUGAAAAUUUAGCCAUUUUAUAGAGUUACUCAUUUGACGACCACACCCCAUUUUUUAAAAUCUAAAAAAACGUAAAUUCAUAUUACUGAAGUAAAGCAGUUGAUUUUAUUACAGAAAAACAAGGUAUAAUACAAAAAUAACACCAUUUUUCGUCAGUUAGAACGCAUAUUUUUGAAAACUGUAAGUGCUCUCCAUUUAUGUAAUAAAUGUUCGUUAAUUUAUAGUUACUUGAAGAAGUUCUUAUUGGAAUCAUUAUCUCUUACUUCAUGUUCAAAAAUGCAGUUUGAAACAAAGUUUAACGUAAGUCAAAUUUACAACAAAAUGUGAGCGAGUAACUUAAACAAAUGCAGUUAAUUAUCAAUUUGUAUUUUGCGACUUUUUAUCAAAAUACGAACACUGAUGUGAUCAUAGCAUUCGAUUCGAUUCGAGUCUGUAAUUCUAACAUCCUAGUGACAUUAAAUAGUUAACAACGUUAGAAAGUUACUGUAAGAAAAUAUGUUGUGUUAGAGGAUAACUUGCGAGAUGUUAAGUGUAUAAACAAAUAAUUCCUAACGGAUCAUAAUUAUGCAUAUAUUCAGUAGCUUGGCAGAAACCAUUGAAAUAGUACCAUUGUGCUUUAAAGAAUUGUAAAUCUUAAAAUCUUCAUAUUGACCCAGCAGACUGAUGGGUCUGAUUGUAAAGAGUUGUGACUAAACAUGCAAUCUAUCUUUAAACACCCUUUAUCUUUUUAAUUUUUACCAAUUGAAAUUGGCAAAUUGCCGCGCUGAUAAUCUGUCCGGGUGUGCAAAUAACAACCCCAAUAAUGUCAAGUUUUGACAUACAUUUUGGAGAAGGGUCUGUUAAACCACACACGAAAGACAUUAAAUUGAUAACAAUGUGAUUUUGUUUAUCAAGCGGACCUAUUGAUGUUGCAAAUAAUCCAUCAUAGUCAGAAUAUCCAGCUUUUACGGCCUGCUUAAAAUUAGUGUGUUUUGCUCAGUUUGGAAUUUACAAAUUUUAAUGCAUAUGUUACCGGUUUAAAUUUCCCACUGAUCGUUCUAAGAUUGUGUUCCUUUAAAUGCUUUUUUUCUAUAUCUGUGUGCUAUAAUUAGCCCAAGUAGUUCUGAAUAUAUUUAUAAAGCUAUACAUCUAAUACGGUAGCUAUUGUCUUAAAGCAGCAUGCCUCCAGAUCGUUCGACAACAAAAAAAAAAAAUUUUUUUAGAUAUCUUGAAAUAAAUGCUAUAUUUCUUAAGAAGGCUUUAAAACUUAAUUGCUGACAAACUUUAUGUUACGGAAGCACAUGAGAAUUUGCUGUUUUUACUACAUUUUACCAUGAAAAUCGAAAAGCGUUUGUCACGCUUUUACUCCAUGUAAACUGUCUCGAUUAUAAAUACAUGUAUCUAUAUUUUGAAAUCAUUAUUCGCUACUUCAGCCAUAGCGCUUUUGGUUACAACGACAGGAAAAUGUCUUUACAGCCGCGGCGGUCCGGGUUUCGAUUCCCGACGCGGUCAUCUUUUUUUCUUGAUUUGGAACUUUUAAAUUAUUUUAGAAACAAAAAUUCAUAUUCUAAUGUUCAUAAUAAGACCAAACUUCAAUUUGAAAGAAAGAUUUUUUAGCCAAAUCUGGAGGCAUCGUUCUUUCUGUGUUACUCCUGAAUGGGAUAUGUGUUCUUGUUUUAUAAAUAUUUAUAAGGGACGGGUUCACUUGAUGUCGUAGGCGAACCAGAAAGUCGAAAACACAAUACUUAUAAGAUUGGCAAAAUUGUUUUAUAUAUCUUUAUAAGUGUUUAAAAAGCAUAGUAUAUCCCAACGACAUAUAUUUGCAUAUAUAGUUUGUCUACAGUACUAUAUCUUCCUAAAUGUAAGUAGCGUUAAUAGACUUUUAUCAGAUUAAAUACAUAUAUAUUUCGCAUCACGUAAAAUGACAUUACUUAUUUACAAUAAAUGUGACACAAAAGAACAGUAAUCCAAACUACCAGUAUGGCAACGGUAUAGAAGAUGCGGAACAUUUCUUUUUUUCAAAUGCAUUAAAUUCAUGAAUGAAAGACUUCAGCUAUUUUGCAGCAACGGCACUUUCCACCAACUUUGUUCUGAAAACCUUAUUUUUGUUGCGGCUACUUAAAUAGUGCAAAUCAUGACAUGAUGUUCAAUGAAGUGCUACAUACAUGAAAAAAUACUGGUCGGUUUCAAACAACAUAAUACUUUAAAACUAUUCUGUUUUCCAUAUUAUACUAAACAGGUAAUGAAUAAGGGUCGGGACGCUGAAAUUGGUCGGUCAGUAUAACUUUAAUUUAGAGCAGAAGAAAACACUUUUCUCUGUUAUCUUUUAUCUAAACAAUUGAUUUUGUUUUCUUUUGUAUCUUUCAUUUAAAAGCAAAUUCCGUUAUACGUUUAAUCAACAUAAUCUUGACGGCUUAUAAUGUUGGCAUGUUUGAUGAUUUUCAUGUCAGUAUAUGACCAUUACGAUUAAAUUCAAGUAACAUUUUAUUAACCUUUUCGAUCGCGUAUGUAAACGAAACGCGGGAAUCCAGCAUGCGUAAACAAAUAUGAGGUCAUGACACUCCAAACGCGUAAUAACGGACGGAGUUUCAAUAAGAAGUAUUACUCUACCAUAACGAUGCUACGAGUUGUUUGUAAAAUUAUUUUUAGUAUAUUAAAGAGUAUAUUAAAAGAGUUCUUACUACAGUAGCUUGAUCUGGAAUGUUAGGUUCGGCUCUGGUUUAUUUUACCACACCUGGUCUUUCUCGUGCGCGCCUCUGGUUAUCCAGGUCAGCCUUUUCACUAAAUCGCUGUCAUCUUCAUCAUUUCGCACUAAUUAUAUAAUUUUUGUAUAAGAAUUUAAUUUAUCUUUCUGAAACAUGAUACGAAACAUGGUCUGAAAGGCUGCAAAUCUUAUGAAAUAUAAUCAUAUCUUCAAAAUUAUUGAAACUUAUUGUAAAUCGAUGUUAUCUACGUAUAUGUGCUGUAUUUAUUUGUUUCUUUGUUAAAUUCUACUUUCCUCACAAAGUUUACCUUAAAACAAGGUUUCGAUGACCGAAACAUAUACAUCUUUGGUCAAAUAUGCUUUGUUCGACAAAAGUCGAUUUUCUCUAGGGAACGCAAGGUGCUAUUACGAGCGUAUAUGUCGGAUGAUGUUGAAACUGGGCAAGAUGUAAGCUAAUAAGUAUAUAGAUGGUUAAGAAAAUUGUUCUUUGAUAUGAAAAAGUGGCUUACUUUUAUAUCCCGGAAAAUGCAAUAUUAAAAUUGAUUUAGACUUCAUAAAGGCAAAUAUUCUGACUCAAUUUCAAAUAGAUCAAGCAGGUAAUAUUGCCACUAUAGCACUAAAAAGUGUAUUUUUAUGAUUUAACCUAGCGACCUAGUUAUUGACCUUAUAUAUCAAGUUUUAAACUUGGCCAGAAAUUGUAAAAGACAAACAUUCUGCAUUUGUACGCAGAUCAGGUACAAAAUAGGCUUAAUGAGUGUUAAGAAUGACCUAGUGUCUUAGUUUUAUAUCCCAAAUAACCCUGUUUCAAAUUUGUUCUACAAUUUAUAAAGAGAAAUGUUAUGACUAUCUUUCAUGUAGAAAAUAUGGCAUCCAGGGCAUUGAGAAUGUGUUCCAUGAUUGAAUUUACUGAUAGAUGACCACGUUACAAAUUUAACCUAAAAUUGAAUAAGACAAACGUUUAGAACAUCUUUAUGUAGAUAAAGUAAACAAUUUAGUCUCUAGGGUGUUUACAAGGCUUUUCUAUUAUUCGGCUUAGCGACAUAAUUUUCCACCCAGAUUCAAAGUUAACCUACGUUUGGUAAUGGCGAAUAUUUCGACACGAUUUCACAAGAUCCAGCAGAAAAAUGUUGCCCUAUCAGUUUCAACAAUGAUCCUUUUUCAGGACCUCGUUUUUUAAUCCAAGAUAAUCAAAUUCAAAACUAGAUCUAGAUCAGUCUUAGACCGAGAAUGAAUCGUGACCUAGUCCCGUUUGAGCUAAGAUGACCCAGUGUUAAACUCUGUCGAGAUUUUCGCAACACUAUAUUCUGACUUAGUUUCAUCACAAUUGGACAUUUGGGUAACCUCUAGUGUGUUAACAAUGUUAUUGUGAACUUACGGAAGACGACGGACGAAGACGAACGACGGACAAAGUGUUACCGCAAUUGCUUACUUUGAGCACUAUGUGCUCUGAGUUGCUAAAAUCUCGGGUGCGCGGCUCAAAUGUUGAAUAACAUUCCUACACAAUGGCGGUCGUUCAAUGAUUUUUGCGACAUGUGUAUUACAAAUUUUCUUUUGACAGACAGAUUGACAGAUGAGCAGUCGAAGCCAAAUCUAUAUCCUCCGACGCAUCAUAGUGUUUUGAGGAUUUGUUACUACCUCACAUAAAAUAAUUAAAUUUUGUUAAGAUGGCCCCCGUGAAAAAUCUAUCGUGCUAGGUAUUUACAUUCUACUUCGUCUUAUUUGGCAAAUGUCUUUUACUUCCUUGUUGUAACAGCUAUUGUUUAGAUCUAAAUCUAUACUUUUUAUUUUAUCAUGGUUACCCUGGUAUGUCAUUUGUCAGUUAAAUUAGAUCGCGCAAGCAAUUGAGAAUGUAACAAUAUUGUGAAUCCCAUCGUGUUUUUUCUAUGGUUUUCAGCAUCUUUUUUUCUACCCUCAAGCAUGUUCUCAAUUUUCAAAUGCCUACUUCAUUUUGACGUGUGACAUUAUGAUUGUUUUGUUUUUGUUGUGUUUAGUGUCACAUUGAUACAGUUCAGUUUACGUUUUACGGCAACUUUUCCAGCAAUUUCUGUGUCAGCAUUACAUUUGUCUAGGCGAAUUUCAUUAGAGUUUUAUCAAAGCAAUAAUAGCACAAUGACUUAUAUCAAAGAUUUCUUGAUUCGAGCAUCAUGUUUUUUAUGAAACCUGGUAUACAUUGACAUUAUAUAUAGAAGGAAUUUAAGCAUGCAGCAUGCAGUAUUUUUUUUUUGUCCAUUUGGUUGUAAUACGUUAUUUGCAUACAUGUUUUAUUUGAAAACGAAUGUGGCUAAUAAUAAAAUGUUUAUCUACAUAUAUCAUGUAUAUUUAGUAACAGUUAGCUGACAUAAAAAUCACAUACUUUAUUCACGUUCAUGUUUAGCAAAAUAGUACAACUUGUUCUUUUUGGAAAAUGAGAUGACCUAAAUAAACAAUGGUAUAAUGUUACUAUUUACUACAAAUCGAUCGAGGUGUAAAUGUGCUGUUGAUAAAAAUAAUGUUUUACCGGGAUCUAGGACAAUGUCAAUAUGGUGGAAUAUCUAAAGUGCUCCAGAGGAUGACUUGUUGUAUUAGUCUGUACAACUGUCGGGGAACUUGUCGUUCUAGUAACAUUGGUGUUACACUGGAGAAUUGCAAGGAAGGAACUUCUGAAUCCCAAACAACAACAACAACUAUGUUUUCCACGUGACAAAUUUGUCUCCACGGAAGAAAUAGAAAGGUGUCCGGAUGGAUUGAAAGAGACACACAAGGAAAAGGAAAAUGUCACGAUGUGCUGUGGAGAUUUCAACUUUGUGCUAGACAAAUUAAUCACAAAGGUCGCUUCCAAUAGAUAUAACAGCGAUAUAAAUCCAG
This is a messenger RNA of Mercenaria mercenaria, 11004 nucleotides long. RefSeq lists its product as uncharacterized. Gene Ontology annotation, cellular component: cell surface; membrane. Gene Ontology annotation, biological process: immune response; extrinsic apoptotic signaling pathway via death domain receptors; positive regulation of transcription by RNA polymerase II. The coding region runs from base 90 to 908 and encodes 272 amino acids. The transcript has 7 exons. Gene Ontology annotation, molecular function: cytokine activity; tumor necrosis factor receptor binding; CD40 receptor binding. The record is from RefSeq and is a predicted model, not a curated record. Lineage: Eukaryota; Metazoa; Mollusca; Bivalvia; Venerida; Veneridae.